Neohortaea acidophila is the source of this 1746-nucleotide messenger RNA. RefSeq names its product major facilitator superfamily domain-containing protein. Gene Ontology annotation, molecular function: transmembrane transporter activity. The coding region runs from base 1 to 1746 and encodes 581 amino acids. NCBI's taxonomy places the organism in Eukaryota, Fungi, Ascomycota, Dothideomycetes, Mycosphaerellales, Teratosphaeriaceae. Gene Ontology annotation, biological process: transmembrane transport. Gene Ontology annotation, cellular component: membrane. The record is from RefSeq and is a predicted model, not a curated record. The transcript has 2 exons.
AUGGAAGCAUACCACAAGGAUGAAGCUCUCGUAGGUCAUGACAAGAACUUGGAGGGCGGGUCAGAUCGCGAGAUCUCGCCAACAGAUGACCGUACUCAAUCGACGACGGAAAUCUACGGCCUCGAGGGGACGCUGUUCGAGAAGAAAUGCGCACUGAUCAACGCCGAGGUGGACGACAUGGCCAUGGGAAAAUACCAAUGGUAUCUAUGGGUACUGUGUGGUUUCGGCUACUUCCUAGACCUCCUAUGGGCGGAGGCAUUUGGUCUCGUGCUCAGCCCGCUGCAGCAGGAGUUUGGCUUCGCGUCUGACAAGACGAGCAACAUCUCCGUCUGCUUCUCGGCCGGCCUCACUGCUGGAGCCGGCUUCUGGGGUAUCCUGGCCGAUAUCGUGGGCAGACAGUGGGCAUUCAACCUGACUGUACUGACGGCCACUAUUUUCGGACUGGCAUUGGGUGGUUCGAACAACUACGAAACCUUUCUGAUUCUGACUGCAUUUGUCGGAUUCGGCAUUGGCGGCAACAUCCCCCUCGACACCACCCUCUUCCUCGAGUUUGUGCCUCAAAACCGCCGCCGACUCUUACCCUUCCUCUCCAUCUUCCAACCGCUAGGCGUCGUAAUCUGUUCCGCGCUCGCCUACGCCUACAUCCCCGCAUACAGCUGCACCCCUAACUUCACCUCUCCCGACGCCCUUCCGUCCUGCAACAACGUCGCGGCCGGCGUGCCGUGCUGCGGGAUGAAGAACAACAUGGGCUGGCGCUACCUCCUCUUCACCGUCGGCGCAAUGACCCUGGCCGUCUUCGUGCUGCGCUUCUUCGUCUUCCGCUUCCAGGAGAGUCCGAAAUUCCUCAUUUCGCGGGGCCAAGAUGCCAAAGCGGUGCAAGUGCUGCAGAAUGUGCGCGCCUUCAAUGGGCAGAAGUGUAACCUCACUUUGCAGAUGUUCGAGGAGUUGACCAGCGAACACGAAUCGCUCCACAGCCGUGCAGCAAUGCUCGGCGGCGGCGUGCUCCAGCUGAAAAGCACGUGGAAGGAAAAGAUCCUGCUGGAAUUGGACCGUUUCAAAAUGCUCUUCCAAUCCGAGCGCGUGGAAAACGCCUCGACCUUCAACGACAAGGCCUUUGGCGGCGUGGCGAGAUACUGGAACAACUCGCGCAUGGCGCGCCUCACCAUCCUCGUCUGGCUGACGUACAUCUGCGAUUUCUUCGGCUUCACGCUAGCGGGAUACUACCUGCCGACUGUCAUCGCAGCGAAGAACGCAGACAUCUCUGUCGGGCUGAAGGAGAGCUACCGAGACUACAUCUACAUCUACCUCCCGGGGAUCGUAGGCGUGCUGAUCGGCGUGCUGUGCUACGACAUCCCGGGGUUCGGGCGGAAGUGGACGAUGGUCAUUAGUUCGGGACUGAUGGGCGCGUCGCUGUUCAUCUUCGCCGAGAUCAACUCGCAAGCUUCGAAUAUCGGGUUGAGCUUGCUGGAGUACUUGAUGCAGAGCAUGUUCAAUGCCGUUCUGUACGGCUGGACGCCCGAGGCGUUUCCCGCUCCGAUUCGUGGAACGGCGUGCGGGUUUGCGAGUUGUCUGGGGCGGAUAGCAGGGCUGAUUGCACCUUUGACCGCCGCGGGCCUGGUACCUCCACAAGGAAGUCCAGGAAGCUCGUACGACGUUUUGCUAUAUUUGGCGGGCGGGGUGACGUUGGGUUGUGUGCUGUGGACAGCGCUGCUGCCGAACAAAAUUGUCGGAUCGCGGUCUAUGUAA